Molecule: messenger RNA, 1767 nt
Organism: Andrographis paniculata
Lineage: Eukaryota; Viridiplantae; Streptophyta; Magnoliopsida; Lamiales; Acanthaceae
Product: phosphoserine aminotransferase 2, chloroplastic-like
Exons: 1
Coding region: 134-1432 (432 amino acids)
Biological process (GO): L-serine biosynthetic process
Cellular component (GO): cytoplasm; chloroplast stroma
Molecular function (GO): O-phospho-L-serine:2-oxoglutarate transaminase activity; pyridoxal phosphate binding
Source: RefSeq, a predicted model, not a curated record
ACAGGCACUCUGUUUUUUGUACAGAUCUGAAGGAAAGCGUGCGUUUGUUCCACUGCUCUCACCAACCACAUUUUGCCGCCGCCGCCGCCGCCGCCGCCGACGUGCUCCCACACUUUGCUUCAUUAAGGCCAAAAUGGUCGCCGCAGCCAUGUCUGCCGCUACCUGCAACCCCGGCAGCCACCUGAAACGAACCAUUUCCGUCACCAGGACCUCUCAAACGAAGCCAUUUUUCACAAACGUCUCCUUUCCGUCGAACUCCGCCGCCGGGAGGCCACUAACCGUCACGUGCUCAUCCACUACUCUCCAUACUUCCUCCACCACCUCCGCCGCCGCCGCCUCCUCAGAUCGCGUCUUCAACUUCGCCGCUGGCCCCGCCACGCUCCCCGAGAACGUCCUCCUCAAAGCCCAAUCGGAGCUCUACAACUGGAACGGCUCCGGCAUGUCCGUCAUGGAGAUGAGCCACCGCGGGAAGGAGUUCAUGUCCAUCAUCCAGAAAGCCGAAUCGGAUCUCCGAUCGCUCCUCAACAUCCCGCCGGAUUACUCCGUCCUCUUCCUCCAGGGCGGCGCCACCACCCAAUUCGCCGCCGUCCCUCUCAAUCUCUGCAGCCCCGACGACGCCGUCGAUUACGUCGUCACCGGAUCCUGGGGCGACAAGGCCUUCAAAGAAGCCUCCAAGUUCUGCAACCCUAAAACCAUCUGGAGCGGCAAGUCCGACAAGUACACAACAAUUCCCAAAUUCGAAACCCUAGAUCACAACCCAAACGCCAAAUAUCUCCACAUUUGCGCCAACGAAACAAUCCACGGCGUCGAAUUCAAGGACUACCCCACCCCCGCCGGCGACGCCCUCCUCGUCGCCGACAUGUCGUCCAAUUUCUGCUCCAAACCCGUCGACGUCACUAAAUUCGGUCUGAUCUACGCCGGCGCACAGAAAAACGUCGGCCCCUCCGGCGUCACAAUCGUGAUCGUCCGAUCUGAUCUGGUCGGGAACGCGCAGCCAGCAACGCCAGUCUAUCUGGACUACAAGAUCCACGUGGACAACAGUUCCCUGUACAACACCCCCCCAUGCUUCGGCAUUUACAUGUGCGGGCUGGUCUUCGAUGACCUGCUCGCACAGGGCGGCCUGGCGGAGGUGGAGAAGAAGAACGAGAAGAAGGCUGGGAUUCUGUACGACGCCAUUGAUGGGAGCAAAGGGUUCUACAGGUGCCCUGUGGGGAAGACGGUGAGGUCACUGAUGAAUGUGCCCUUUACCCUGUUGAAGCCGGACCUGGAGGCGGAGUUCAUUAAGGAGGCCGCUAAGGAGAAAAUGGUGCAGCUGAAGGGACACCGAUCGGUCGGCGGAAUGAGGGCUUCAAUUUACAACGCAAUGCCGCUGGCCGGAGUGGAGAAGCUAGUGAGUUUCAUGAAGGAUUUCCAGGCGAGGCACGAUCACUGAAUUGAGGUUUCAGAAUAUGGUAUACUUUCUUGCUUCUCGAUGUGCUGUUUUGUUUCUUGAAUUGAGUUGAGUUUAGUUUAGUUUUGUUUUUUCUUGUGGCAUUGUUCUUGGUUGGUUUUGCAAGAGUACUUGCUGUAUGUAUGCAUGCAUUGUUGGUUUUGAUCGAGGGAUGUUUAGCUGAGUGGUAGGAGGCGAUGGUUUGGUCUUUUUGGCCUUAAUUAGUUUGAGUUUACAAAUAAACGAUUCAAGAGUUUUAUGCUUCCCUUAUACAUCAUUGUUCUUGAAAUGCUUUUCGAUGUUGCUGUGCUGUUGAUAUCAAUAAGAGUUUUAAGUAU